AUGGCGUCGGUGCUCCCUUCUCGCUGUGCUCCCUGGUCCCUCACCGCUCAGAACUGGCGUGUGAUGGAGACGUGGCAGCGGGCGCUGCGCGGCACGCGGUUCGUCGACAUCAACCUUGGCGACCCGGCCGCUGGCUUGCGUGGCUCAGCCGACUGCGGCUCGGGCCUGCGGUACGCGCUUGGACGCUUCUCGCCGCGAGCGCCGCUGCGAGAGCUCGCUGCUCUGUCGGCCUCCAAGGCGCGGCCGGGCGAGGUGAUUGUGCUCAAGGCGCAGGCGCCGCUGCUGGGCGGCUGCACGAGCUUUGGGCGGACACCCGCCACCCUCCUGCUGCACAAUGAAUCCUGCGAGCUCGUCAACUUUGUGACCGAGGAGGCGCGGGGACACUCCACGCUCCUCAGCUUGGCGCUGCGCUCGCCUAACGCCCACCGCCUAUCGCAAAUCGCCUACCUCUAUGCCGAACACCUGGCGCCGCCGGCCCUGCCUGCGCCGCGGACCCCUGUGUAUCGAUCCUGCGACAUGGAUGUGGACGAGAGUGAUGCCCCAGAGGUGGCGCCCGCAUUUUGGAUGCGGUUGUAUGUCGAGUCGCUGCCACAGGGGCCCUUUGAGUGGUGA
This is a messenger RNA of Emiliania huxleyi CCMP1516, 612 nucleotides long. RefSeq lists its product as hypothetical. The transcript has a single exon. The coding region runs from base 1 to 612 and encodes 203 amino acids. The record is from RefSeq and is a predicted model, not a curated record. NCBI's taxonomy places the organism in Eukaryota, Haptophyta, Isochrysidales, Noelaerhabdaceae.